Messenger RNA from Micromonas pusilla CCMP1545, 366 nucleotides. RefSeq lists its product as uncharacterized. Lineage: Eukaryota; Viridiplantae; Chlorophyta; Mamiellophyceae; Mamiellales; Mamiellaceae. The annotation marks the transcript as partial. The record is from RefSeq and is a predicted model, not a curated record. The transcript is spliced from 2 exons.
UGGGCGCUCGUCGCCGCGGAGCUCCCGGGAAAGACCGGACAGCAGUGCGCGCAGCGAUGGCGACACAAGGUCAACCCGAAUAUAAAGAAAGAGAAGUGGACCGCCCAGGAGGACGAACUGCUCUCGCGCCUGUACGAAGAGCACGGCCAGCGAUGGGCGGAGAUCGCGCGCCACCUCGAGGGCCGAACCGAUCAGCAGUGCAUGGGCCGGUGGCGGAGGCACCUCGACCCGACGGUGAAGAAGGACGCGUGGAACGACACCGAGGACCACGAGCUCAUGCGAUUGCACGACAAGCUCGGCCCGCGGUGGAGCAACAUAAGCAAGAUGCUCACGGGGAGGACCGCGCAGCAGUGCCGCGCGCGAUGG